This is a messenger RNA of Parasteatoda tepidariorum (common house spider), 615 nucleotides long. The record is from RefSeq and is a predicted model, not a curated record. Lineage: Eukaryota; Metazoa; Arthropoda; Arachnida; Araneae; Theridiidae.
AUCCAUGCUCUAACCACUUGGAUAGAAUGGCAGAUGUGUUCCUCUGAAUAGGGAAAAACUUUCCCACGUGGUUCUUUCACGAAUUCAUGUUACUUUACGCACAAAAACGAAGAUAACUCAUCGAAAAACAUGACUAUCACUUUUAGUUUAGUUAUCUUAGUUUUAUACUAUUUAUUAUUUACAAGUUAUUGCUGGAAUUUUUCUAAAAAUAAUGUUUUAGCUGAAAAUGUUGCUGUUAGUCAAUAUUUUGUGAAUGUAAGUUUCGAAGAAAAUGACACCAAUUUUCCUUCCGAAAUUUUGAGUCUAAUUAGAAAAAGUAGAACUUCAUCUAAUUUUAAUCAGUCAUGGCCAGUAAAAAGAGUUUCUGAAAUUGAUGGUGAUAUCAUCUUAGGUGGACUGAUGAUGAUACAUGAGCGAGAAGAUCAAAAAAUAUGUGGUCCCAUAAUGCCUCAAGGCGGGAUACAAGCCUUAGAAUGCAUGUUGUAUACCAUGGAUUGGGUAAACAAUCAAAAGAAUUUUUUACCCGGAAUCAAACUUGGAGCUUAUGUAUUAGACGAUUGUGAUAAAGAUACUUAUGGUUUAGAGCAAGCUGUUGAUUUUAUUAAAGGUAUUUAA